CGUCGUUUCUCAGCGGUUUUCCGUUAUUUAUUUUCCGUUAUUUUCCGUUACCGCCGCGCGGGCCUGCGCCUCUGGCGCUUUCGCUGCGCCCCUCUGAGCAGGGUCCGGCCCCGACGUCUCUGUAACCGCUUUGGGCAGCGGCAGAUGCAGCUAGGCUGCUCUGUGCCUCCUCGUCUCCGGGCCGGAGAUCCUUUUGCGGCGCGCCGCAGCACAGGGGCCCCUGCUGCCGCCGGUGUUUUUUGGCAGUCGCGGUGAUAGGAUGCCCUGUGCUUUCAUCCCGUUCACACGUGAUGCCGCCACGGUGAGCGCUUGCUAUCCUGGGCACCGUUCACAGGGACCUUGACGGGCUGGAGAAUUAAGCGCGAGGGAACGUUAGAAAAAGGAGCGCAGGCCCAACGUUGCAUUACCUGCGCCGGGGACAGGAGAACCCAAGCAAUUGCAGAGGCUGCGGGAUGGCCGGCAAGAAGGCAGCUUUGUAGAAAGGGACCUGGUGGACGGCGACGUGAACAAAUCGGCAGCGGGCCCUUGCAGCAGCGAAGGCCGGUUCUUGGCCUGUGAGGAAGAGCAUAGCCCAGCAGGUCAACUAAAGUAGGUGUUACAGUCUGCCUGGCCCCUGCGAGGCCACAUCUGAAACAUCACGGCCAGUCUGGGGGGACCCUCCACGUGAGCGAAAUGUAAAGAAACUAGGCAGGGGCCACUACGAGGCUGGAAGCCACGAUGUACGAGGAGAGGCUGUGGGAACUGGGCUUGUUCAGCCAGGAGACGAGAAGGCAAAGUGGGAUCCAACGGCAUCUUCCACCGCUAAAGCAGUUAGAGAAGACAUAGCCAGAUUUUGCUCAGAAGUGCACAGCGAAUGUGCAAGUUGCAAGAGCCCAAGCUGCGACAAAGGACAUUCCGGUUGGAUUAGGAAAAGAUGUUUCCCUGUGUGGAUGCAAUCUCCGUCUUUGGAGAUAUUAAAACUUGGAUUGGACAAGGCCCUGGGCAACCUGCUUUCAUUUGACUUUGUUUUGGGUGGAGAGUUGGACCAAGACUUGCGGAGGUUCCUUUCAGCCUAAAUGGUUCUGUGAUUUUGUUUUUUACCAUGAAAGCAGUGCAAACCGAAACUGUGUCUAGAUGCUUGGCGUUCUGCAUAUGUAUGGCUUGAAACAUUAAACUGCUUUGCAUGAUGCCUCACUCUGUUUCCUCUGCAGCCAUCAUUUAAGUAACUUUGCGGAAUUCAGUUCGUCUGUUAAUGAAACGAGUAGUAGAAUAUAAAGACACAUAAGCUCGGAAAACUGCUUGCAGAUAACUUCAGAGGCAGCAGCACAGAUGGGCUGCUGAAGCCAGUAAUUCCAGCUGUGUCUGCACGAAUCAAAGGUUCUUAUGAAGACGCAGCUUUUGUAACUUUUCCACCACUGUGACUUCCAGGAUGAAAUUUCUCUCUGCUGGUAUACCUGCACUUAAGUUAGCAUUUGUGCCAUUACAGUUAGACCAGACAGGAUGACAAAGUUUUUUGUUUUGUUUACUUUCUUGUCUUCAAACAAAGAAACGUGUGUUUCUUUGUUCCAGUCAAAUGUUUUAGCAAACCUUGUAGGCUUAUAAAGCAUAUAGGAAAUGUUACUUGUAUGUGUACGCUUUCAUGUUUAACAGUAUAAUCAUGACGUAUUGCCUUUGUUUCUGCAUCCUGUGGAGUUCAUAACCUUAGGUGGAAGUAUGAGCGAGUUCCGCAUACACCACGAUGUCAAUGAGUUGUUAAGCCUGCUACGUGUUCAUGGAGGCGAAGGAGCCGAAGUAUACAUAGAUCUUCUGCAGAAGAAUCGAACACCUUAUGUUACCACAACUGUCUCCACACACAGUGCUAAGGUAAAAAUAGCAGAAUUUUCUCGAACUCCUGAAGAUUUUUUAAAGAAGUACGAUGAGCUGAAGUCUAAAAAUACAAGACAUCUAGAUUCCUUGGUAUAUCUACUGUCAAAGCUCACAGAAGACAAAGAGACACUCCAGUACUUGCAACAGAAUGCUAAAGAAAGGGCAGAACUUGCAGCAAAUGCAGCAGUCAGUGGUAGCACAAAUUUUUCCAUUCCCUCAUCUACUUCCAAGAUAUCCCUGCAGGAGCUUGAGGAGCUACGCAAGCAGCUAGGCAGCGUCACAGCCAGCUCCAGUGUACAGCAGCCUCUUGAGGUUACACGAAAAAUGCUCCGAGAUAAACAAAACAAGAAGAAUUCUGGUCAGCCCAUUCCAGUAUUUCCAUCCUGGGUGUAUGAGAGACCUGCACUUAUUGGUGAUUUCCUAAUUGGCACCAGUUUAAGCACUGACACAACGGUACCUAUAGGUACUUUACCGUUAGCAUCCCAAGAAUCCAUGAUUGUGGAGGACUUGCUAUACGUUUUGAUUGGUGUGGAUGGAAGAUACAUCACAGCACAGCCUCUCAUAGGCAGGCAGAACCGAGCAUUUUUAGUCGAUCCGAACUUGGACUUGUCCAUCAAAGAGCUGGUGACCAGGAUUCUUCCUGUAGCAGCAAGUUACUCUGCUGUCACCAGGUUUGUAGAGGAAAAGUCUUCCUUUGAGUAUGGACAGGUAAAUCACGCUUUGGCUGCGGCUAUGCGGACCCUAAUCAAAGAAUACAUGAUACUUAUUACCCAGCUGGAACAUCUUCAGAGACAGGGUCUUCUGUCACUGCAGAAACUCUGGUUUUAUAUCCAACCCACAAUGAGGACCCUGGAGAUUCUUGCCUCACUUGCUACUUCUGUGGAUAAAGGUGAGUGUAUGGGAGGAUCAACUCUGAGCUUACUCCAUGACAAGACUUUCAAUUACACGGGAGACAGCCAGGCCCAGGAGCUGUGUCUGUACUUAACCAAGGCAGCCAGCGUGCCUUAUUUUGAAAUUUUGGAAAAGUGGAUAUAUCGAGGCAUCAUUAAUGAUCCAUACAGUGAGUUCAUGGUGGAAGAACAUGAGUUGCAGAAAGAGAAGAUUCAGGAAGACUAUAAUGACAAGUAUUGGGAUCAAAGAUAUACUGUUGUUCAGCAACAGAUUCCCUCAUUCUUGCAGAAGAUGGCGGACAAAAUCCUAAGCACAGGGAAAUAUUUAAAUGUUGUGCGAGAAUGUGGACGUGAUGUUACCUGCCCUGUGGCUAAAGAGGUCAUCUAUACUUUAAAAGAGAGAGCGUAUGUGGAACAAAUAGAAAAAGCAUAUAACUAUGCUAGCAAAGUUCUUCUGGAUUUCCUAAUGGAGGAGAAAGAGCUGGUGGCUCACCUGAGAUCUAUAAAGCACUAUUUCCUGAUGGAUCAAGGGGACUUUUUUGUUCACUUCAUGGAUCUCACAGAAGAGGAACUUAAGAAGCCCGUAGACGACAUUAUACCUACUAGGCUAGAGGCUUUGCUUGAAUUAGCCCUGCGAAUGAGCACAGCCAACACAGAUCCUUUCAAGGACGAUUUAAAGAUUGACUUGAUGCCCCAUGACCUCAUUACGCAGCUCUUGCGAGUUCUGGCCAUUGAAACGAAACAGGAGAAGGCCAUUAUUAGUGCAGAUCCCACAGAGCUCACUCUCAGUGGUCUGGAAGCAUUUUCCUUUGACUACAUUGUUAAGUGGCCUCUGUCCCUUAUUAUAAACAGGAAAGCACUAACAAGAUACCAGAUGCUUUUCAGACACAUGUUCUAUUGCAAACAUGUGGAAAGACAGUUAUGCAAUGUUUGGAUCAGCAAUAAGACUGCCAAGCAAUUCUCCCUGCAUUCAGCUAAGUGGUUUGCUGGUGCUUUCACACUGCGGCAGCGGAUGCUGAAUUUUGUACAGAAUAUUCAGUAUUACAUGAUGUUUGAAGUGAUGGAGCCAACAUGGCACAUUCUUGAGAAGAACCUGAAAUUGGCUUCUAAUAUUGAUGAUGUCUUGAGCCACCACACAAGCUUCCUGGAUAACUGCCUGAAGGACUGCAUGCUAACCAACCCAGAGCUGCUGAAGAUCUUCUCCAAGCUGAUGUCUGUCUGUGUCAUGUUCACAAACUGUAUGCAGAGGUUCACCCAGAGCAUGAAGCUGGAUAAUGAAAUGGACCGGCUCACCUUAGAGCAUGGCACAAUGCUGGGCCCACCGACAGAGGAGGAGCGUGCUGAAGAGACUGCAAAGAAGAAGCUGACUAGCAAGCUUUUAGCAGAGCAUGCCGACAACCUCCACCUGACGUCUGGCUUUGAGGCAACUAUCAACAAAUUUGAUAGCAAUUUCUCAACGCACCUCCUGGACCUGUUGGACAAACUGAGUGUUUACAGCACUAACGACUGUGAGCACAGCAUGCUCAACAUCAUCUACAGGUUGGACUUCAAUGGAUUCUACACGGAGCGUUUGGAGCACAUGUCUGCAGAACGGAGCCAGAAAGCAGCUCCCCUACUUCCCCAUGUGGUUUUACCUGCCCAAUGAAGCCCUGCUGUUGCCUGUUUUAGCUGCUGUCUCUUCUGCACCAGCAGAGAACGGGAAGUUCACUUAGUUCUAGCUAGCAGUACUCAGCCCUUUACAUUCACCGUGCAAGCUGAAAGCAAACCAUCAGGGUCUCCCAGAGGGACAGGGGAAUAUUUAAUCUCCUGAAGUGUAUGUAAUGGAGUUUCUCUUCUGAGAGACUUUUGUUAAGUCCUUUUUUUACUGCAUUGUAAAAUGAUGUAUUUGUGUGUUGUAAAAUUAAAAAAAAAAUCAGGUUUA
Molecule: messenger RNA, 4656 nt
Organism: Struthio camelus australis
Lineage: Eukaryota; Metazoa; Chordata; Aves; Struthioniformes; Struthionidae
Source: RefSeq, a predicted model, not a curated record